Trifolium pratense (red clover) is the source of this 1060-nucleotide messenger RNA. RefSeq names its product reticulon-like protein B16. The record is from RefSeq and is a predicted model, not a curated record. Lineage: Eukaryota; Viridiplantae; Streptophyta; Magnoliopsida; Fabales; Fabaceae. Bases 288 to 884 code for a protein of 198 amino acids. The transcript is spliced from 6 exons.
UACUCUUUAUAUCUGUCGUUCCUAAUUCCAAUCAUUUUCUCUCGUUACAACCAAUUCAAUUCAAAAUUAAACUAUUCAAUCCCAACCCUAAUUCUUCAUCUUAACCCUAAUUCAAUUUCAUUUUCAUCAAAAUUCCCAAUUCUCUUUCCAAUUUUAGUAUCAAGUUUCUCCCUUUCAUCUUCCCGCUUUGCAUUCUCCGCACUCCACUGUCGUUUUCGGAUUUCAUUUUUAUCUUCGAGGUCUGCGCAAUCUAGUUGGUAGGAUUUCCAUUUUGGAGAGUUAAUUUAAUGUCUGAGUCAGAUGCUCAGCCUCCUACCACCUUUGUUUCCGAUGUUCUACUAUGGAAGCGGUGGAAAGUUUCCUUCGGUGUCAUUGUUGUUUCUACGGCUGCCUGGUUCCUACUUGAGUGGACAGAUCUACCAUUCUUAACAAUUUGUUCAGAUGUCUUGCUGCUUUUGAUUGUAAUACUGUUUCUGAAUUCUAACUAUGCUGCCCUUAGAAAUAAACAACCACCAAAUUUACCUGAGCUAAUAGUAUCAGAGGAAAUGGUUAACAAUGUCGCUGCUUCAUUUCGGGUCAAAGUCAAUAAUGUUCUCCUUAUAGCUCAUGACAUCACUAUUGGCAAGGAUUUUAGAAUUUUUUUUAAGGUGGUGAUUUGCUUGUGGCUCUUGUCUGUCAUUGGCAGCAUCUUCUCCUUCUUCACACUUGCAUAUAUUGGAACCCUCAUGAUGAUUACUGUCCCUGCAUUGUACAAAAAAUAUGGAGAUUAUGUAGAUAAGUGUUGCGGAGUUAUCCACCACCAAUUUUCGAAACAUUAUAGAAUUGUAGACGAGAAUGUUGUUGAUAGACUGCCUCAUAAUACAUCAAAAGACAAAGAGUCUUGAUUUUCAAACUAUUUAUCUUAUGCUCCAUGUCUGAAAAAUUAUCUAUUCAAUCUUGUUGAUAUGUUGUUUAGAACCCUGCUAGCACUUGACAGCAUACUUGUAGAGGACAAUUUUGUAGUUUAGAUGUUGCUUGACUCAACUUUAUGGUAGCUGCUUUCAUUUUCUGUGCGUUGAAA